AUGGGUGCAUCCGACUCAAAACUGUCCUUCAAGCAGGGCGUCUUCCGCCUGUCUGAGCCCAAGCAGAUCCCCGCCGACGACGCUUACUGGACUGGCUUCUGGGAGCUGCCCGAGUCGACGGAAGAUGUCUUCUCGCUCUUCUCACCCGCAGACAUUCGCCGCACCCGCGACAACAACCUCGCCAAUCUCGAGACGCUCAUCCUCGCCGUCACCUCGCGCCUCAUAGUCCUGCGCAAUCACCCCUCCUUCCCCGACCCCGAGCUGGCCCCGGAGCGCGACGCCCUCAACUGCAUACGGGUCCUCACGCGACUGCUGCCCUUCUUGUAUGAAGCCGACCACCUCGAGACCUGGGAGGACCAAUUCUUUUGGGCCGCGCGGCGGAAGCGCAGUCGGCGGGGCCAGCUGGUGCGAAGCGAGAUCAUCUUCGACGAGGCCGACCCUGAGCAGACGCCCACUGAGAAGGAGCCUGAGUUCGAGAAAGCCAAGCCGCUGGCCGAGGAGAUCAUCGACACGCUGAUUGACCUGCUCUUCUUCUCCGACUUCACCCUUCCCAAAGUCGCGGCUGGCAAGAACAAGGUCUCGUAUGCGAUAUGGCAGAGCGGCGUUGGCUGCAACACGCCCGUCGCCUCGACCAAGGAAUUUGAGAGCAACAGGACCGAGAUCCUGCGCUUGCUGCUUACUUUAGCCAGCAAGUCCAUGUACAUGUCCGCGGGCGUGCUGCCAGUCAAGGGCGUUAAGGCUAUCACCUACAUUGCGACCUGUCCCGACAAGCAGGUCGUUCUGUCCGUCCUCUGCUCGCUGCUCAAUACCACCCUCAAAUACAACCCCGCAACAUGGCGCGUGCCAUACGACCACGUCGUCUUUAAGGACCAGCGACAGGUCCUGGUUACCUACUGCUUGCAGUUGCUCCUCGUCCUCGUCCUGUACCCCAUACCCGAGUCUGGAAACGGCCCAGCGCCUAAGAACUUCUUCCGUCAUUUUCUCGGCCGUCUACACCGUCCCCAAGACUUCCAGUUCCUGGUUGAUGGUAUGACGAGAAUACUCAAUCAGCCGCUUCAAGCCAACACCUCCUAUCUUCCUGGUAGCCACAAGUCACUGACCUGGGCACCCGAAAUGAUCAUGCUGUUUUGGGAGGCACUGCAGUGCAAUAAGCGCUUCCGCUCCUUCAUCAUUGACACCGAUAGGGCCCACGAUUUCGUCGUCUUGGUGCUCUACUAUGCCAUCGACCAGCGGAAUGAUCUGUCAAAGCAGGGUCUUGUGCGCAUGUGCAUCUUCGUGCUUCAGACGUUGAGUGUCGAACCACAAUUUGGCAAGAGCCUCAACAAGACAUUUGAAGGGCAAGAGUCGCUUCCAGCUAGCAUACGCAUACCCAACUUCCACGGUACAUACGCCGACUACGUCAUCACGUCUAUAUAUACCCUACUCACCACUGGUAAAGGCAGGCUAGACGCCAUCUACCCUGCUUUACUCGCAAUCCUCAACAACAUCGCGGCUUACGUUCAGAACAUAGGACGCGCCUCGAGCUCUAAAUUGCUCCAACUCUUUGCGUCCAUGUCAUCUCCUAGCUUCCUAUUCGCCAACGAAAACAACCACACUCUUCUGCAAUCAUUGUUAGAAGUUCUCAAUGCUAUGAUUGAGCAUCAAUACUCACACAACCCAAACCUGGUGUACGCUAUCGUGAGAUCGCGGAAAACGUUCCAGGCACUGCGAGACUUCACGUUGGAGAGCGGCCAAGAAGAAAUCGAGCGUCAGAACCAGCAACGCAAAGAAGGCGGCGAAGACCUUACACGAACUAGUUCCAUUGACAGUCUUAGAAGUCCUACGGUAGCUCGCACACCUACUCUGGGCAAUGUACCGGAAGAGGACAGUGCUUUCGCUAUUGGCGACGACGAUGAUUCAGACGCAGAAGAUGCACGCCCAUCAGAGCCAUCAAGAUCCCCCGUCCCAUCACAGUCAGGAGCUUCGAGAAGCGCGUCAAGAAGCGCAUCCAUAGCCUCAUCUAUAGACGACUCUGUGCCGCUUCAAGUAAGGGGCAUGUCGGAGAAGGCAAGGGGCAAGAUGCCAGUUGGCCAACCUGCCUUCUCUCGGCAGAACACGUUGAAAACUAUACGCGAGACCGAGGUGCGUGGAAUUGAGCCUUCGCCCAUCAGAGUGCACCUCUUCGAGUGGUCGGCCUUAUCUCUGGGUUGGUAUGAGUCGCUACUCUGGGGAUUUGUCUUCGCAGCCGAGAUGGUUGUAGCCAAGGGUACUGCCGGGGUAUGGAACAACACUAGCAUAAGGUUGUUCAAGGUUCAAGAAGCUGCGGCCACAGCGCCUUCACUUCUGCAGCCAAGAGGGGCUGUAGAUGCAGUCGGGACGAAUCUCGUGCAGCGAAUUGGCUCCCUCAAUCUACGCGGAGUUGCAACCCAAGGCGCGCAACGCUCCCCAACGAGCAGCGGCAAUGCCGGCGCCAACACAGUUAGAGACGUGUAA
Molecule: messenger RNA, 2472 nt
Organism: Alternaria triticimaculans
Lineage: Eukaryota; Fungi; Ascomycota; Dothideomycetes; Pleosporales; Pleosporaceae
Exons: 7
Coding region: 1-2472 (823 amino acids)
Cellular component (GO): Golgi medial cisterna; Golgi trans cisterna; membrane
Source: RefSeq, a predicted model, not a curated record